UCCUGUUGCUAAGCGGUAUUCGUUGUCACUACACUCACAGUACCGUAGGUUUCAGUAUCGUUAUAUGUUGUUCUGGCCCACUCCAGUGUAGUUCAGUAGUUGUCUUGGUGCUACAAUGACCGAACAGCCAGCCACUGUGCGGAAUAAAGUUGGGAAAUGUCUGCUGCACAACUGGACAGAAGAGAGGCUCGUUGCAGCUCUUGACACAGAGGAGACGAAGACACAGAUCCAGAGACAUGGACACAGGGGGAUUCUCACGAUGGACCAGGAGUCUAAACUGGAGAACGUCACCACGUUUAAAGCAGCUUACGUCCCUCCGAAGAGUCCAGGGGUGAGGCUGCGGGGUGUCAGAGGCGAGCUUUUGGAAAAACAUAUCGCCCAGAUGAUAAGUGAGCAGAUUCAUGCUGAGCGGACACCACCGACUCCCAAAACUGAAUUCUGCUCCACAACUCAGACAGAUUUCUGUGUGGAGGGAUUUGUGCCUCUCACCCCUGAAACAACACAAGUUCAUGAUUAUAAGACUGACCAGGCCGUCACAUUUUGGAGUGAAAAUUACCAGCAGAUACAGGGUGUGACCGCCGUACAGACCCUGAAAGCACCUUUCAGGAAGUCAGCCCUGUUCAGCACCCCCAUCAGUGAGCGGCUGGAUGAAAUCGAUCUCCCACCUGAUAACUGAGACAAAACAAGCUACACGGACGUCCUCCUCGCGCCUUCAUUCCAACCCGUAUGGGCGCUGACAGAAGCAGCACUGAAAAAAAAAGACAUCUUUCUGCAGCCAGCAUGAAACUUCAAAAACGGAGUUCAUAAUUUCAACAGUGUACUUUUCUUCUUUGAGCACAGUGAGUGACAGCCGCCCUCACACCAAAACCAGGGAGUCAGUCGCUCCUGUUUCACGGCUUCGGAGAUGUUAGCCUACCCUUUGGCCUAUAUAAUUUCCCCUGCUGCACUCUGGGCAGGGAGGGGAGGGGGGGACAGAACCACCAAGGGGGGAGGAGGAGGAGAGCGAGAGAGAGAGAGAGAAGACAAACUGGAAGACAAGUGGUUAAGUUUCCACUGGCAGGGCUUGUCUCUUCCCCCAUCUGGUUGGCUUUUUCACGAGCUGAGGUUUGACAGCCGAUCAGGCCCCCGGGGCGUCUGAGAAGCUGCCAGCUCAGACAGCAGCCUCUCUCCCAUGUGUGCCUGCCGACUGACCGAGAGGCUGCAGAGGCAUCCGAGAAGCCCAAACUGCUCUCUUCCUCCAAUGGGCUGCGACUCGCACGAGAAAAAAAAAGGACCAAAAAAUACAGAGCUGAGAAAGAGAGAAUUUGAAUAAAGAGAGCUGGGGAUGUUAAAAGUAAAGAAAUGGCCAAAAGUCCUCCCCACGAGCAUCCAUCUUGUUCAUGAGCGCCCGUGUAAUUUCCGAGUUAUGGGUUUCCCAGUGCCACACUGUGUUUCCAUCACCAAACCACAUAAAUUGUGUGGAUUUUUCUCUCCCUCAGCUUACUUAUCGCUCCCUCGUAAAUAUUUCCCAGCCAAAGGGAGCUUUUCAUCAACAUCCGCUGUUGAUGAUGUUGAAGAGACAGUUUAAGGACUCUUUUACAAGCAACAUCCUGCAGUGGCACUGGCUGAACAUGCUAAUGGGGAGCCAGGUGCCACUUCCUGCUAACAAAAACCAGAAAAUUGAAAAUAAAACUUUUACUGUCCUACUAAUUCAGGAUUCUGUGCCAAUGUGUGAGAUAGUUCCACUUUUAAGGAACUCAUUUUGUAAAACAGGUGGAGUGAUUGAACCUUGUAUGAAGGUCUUUCCCCUGCAGCGGUAAAAAGUAUAAUAAUUAUUUCAAUUCAUUGUUUUCAUUCUAGUGAGUGAGUGAACUGAAUACAACUUGUUGAGAUGGAGGUUUUUGUUUUUUUUUGUUUUUGUUUUUUUUUUUUUACAAUUCAUCCCCAAGGUCUCUCUGUGCAUGGCUCUCUUCACACUGAGGCCGCUGAAAGCACUCAGAAACAACAGCACAAGCCAACGGUUUCUCAGAUGGAUUUCAUGGCCAAACGCAAGAAUUUUGGAUUCUUUUUCUGAAGAAAAGACUAAACGUGAAAGUAUGUGUAGAACAGAGGCUAUAUCACUACACCCAAAAUAUAAAAGUUUUGGACAGGACAAAGUAUUUUACAAUUUGUAAUAAAACACAACAAAUCAAAGUAAAACUAUAAUAUAUUUUGUCCUAGAGGGGAGAUCAUGAGGUUCGACUUCAGUGGUCACAUCUCAUCAACUUUUAAAGGUCCAGUGUGUUUAAGAGGAUCUAAUAUUCAUAGGUAUGUUUGUUAUGAGUGUGUAAUCACCUGAAAAAAGGGUAUAGUUGUGUUUUUGUUACAUUAAACUGAGACCUGUAUAUCUAUAGAGGGAGCAGAUCCUCUUUUGUCGACAAAUCAAACACUGGCUCUAGACAGGGCUUUUUUGCACUCUUCCCUAGUCUCGCAGCCUUUAGCUGCUAAAUGCUCCACUAUGUUCACCAGUUAGUCACUCACAUUGUCUGCUUGCAGAGCUGGAAGGCUAGUGUAUAGUUGGUUUUUAGAGCUUUUUCACUGAAGACGACUGCCUGUUGUGGCAGGAAACAAUGCUAAUGGGAGCCAUAAGACCAAAACAAUGAACUGAAAGAUGCUGAAAUACUUUGUAGGGUGAUCUUUCUUUUGGAUCCUUUAAUAUGAGCAACAUCUUUCACAUACAAGUCAUGUGACCCGUUGUUUAUUUGAUUAUUGUGGCUUUAAGUAUGCAAAUGUAUUAGCAGUCUGCCCAUUAGAUUUUGAUGUCUCUUUAGUACUAGUGGAAAAUGUGGACAUCCAAGUGGUAAGUGGUAAAACCAGAUAAAAUGACAAAAAAUAGUCAAUUAUAGUUCAGUUUAAAAGAAAGAAGCACUGUGGAUUGUGGACGGUAGUUUAGGUCCCAAGACAGCAAACGUAUGGUCAUUCAACUGCAAGAAGAACUUCUUCUGCUGAUGUUAGAGUGCACCAUUGUACAGUAGUAGCCAAUCCAUUUAAUUCCUCAUGAGCAAUUCUGAACUGUAUUCCCAAAUUACUGUAAUUGGAAGCCAGUGAAGGGAUACUACAAUUAGGGUAGUGUUUCCUCUUCUCCUAGUUCCAAUUAAAAACCUUGCAGCUGCAGUUUGGACCUAUUGCAGAUGAUUUAGUGAGAAGGAUUCUCACUAAGUGCUAAUUAUACUGGACAAAUCAUUAGCCUAAGGACAGAGUCUUCUUAGAGACAGAUUCUAAUACCCCCUGACAUAUUUGUGAUUUUUGGCAAGUUCAUUAACACAAAAUAAUUAACUCAACACUUCAAAAGGAUAUUUUAAUGAACACUUACAUGUUUGAGUUCCAGUAAAACCUGUCUGGUCAGCUCUAUCCUCUUCUUGUUGACAUGCUUAAUGGCCACCAGGUUCCCCUGUGUGCACAACAAGAGACAGAGCAAUGAAUCCAGUCUGAGAGACAACACAGUUCGGUUUAUACACGGCUUGAGGGCAUAACAGACUACAAUGAGGAGGAUGCACAUUGGUCUACAUGUAAACAGUGGUAGAAUGUAAAUAAAGUACUUUUACUCAAGUGCUGUACUUAAGUACAACUUUUAGGUACUUGUACUUUACUUGUUUUAUACAGUUUUAUACUUCUAUUCCACUACAUCCUAGAGGCAAAUAUUUUACUUUUUACUCUUUUACUCCACUAUAUUUGUCUGACAGCUUUAGUUACAAGUAACAAUCAGAUUACAAUUUUUCAUACACUUGUCCAGUGAAAACCAUGUAUCUCCAAAUGUUUUGAUUUUGAAUGUUAGUGAUAAACUGAAGGAUGAAGUGUUCCUUUAUACACAAUUCCCCUACUUCUUAAUCCAAAUAAACUGUUUAAAAACUCUCUUGGAUUAGCUGGAAAAUGCAUUGCUGUAGAUUAGCUCCAACCUGAACACGCACAGCAGUAAAAUGCACCAUACACAUUAAUGCAUCAGUAAAACAACAUAUAUAUCAGUAAAACACUGACAGGAACCAUCUUAAUGUACAAUGACUACUUUUACCUUCCAUACUUUAAGUGCAUUUUGCUGAUAAUACUCACAUACUUCAAAGGCCUUUACUUGUAGUGGAGUAUUUUCACAGUGUGGUGUUAGGGUUAGGGUACUUUUACUUAAGUAAAUUAUCUGAAUAUUUCUUCAACCAUGGUAUGUAAAUAAGGCAGAAAAUAGAGAGAGGAAAUCAAACAGCAUUCAGAGGGGAGAGCAGCAUCUUGCAGUAUAGCCUACAGGUACUUUGGGCCUAUUUCAGUGUGCUGCUGCAGAAGAAGAAUCGUAUCUGUCGCUUUGAUAUGUGAGGAUCAGUAAACGAAGGAAGUGAGGUGAAUAUCUCAGAGCCACAGACGUGACAGGCUGGAGAAAAAAAACACCGUUCAUGUGUGAGUCCAUGUGGGAGCUUUAACUUUUAUUCGCAGUAGAAUAUACAGUUAGGAGCUGAUGGUGGCGUGUGUUUGAAAGCAGAUACUUUUGGCUUCUGAUCAUUUCAGAGGUUAUUUUCCAGUACUUGCAGGUUGUUUUCUUUUUGCACGUCUCUCUGUUUCAGCUUUGGUGUCGGAUUCAAUCACCCCCAGCCCAUAUUGAAUUUGAGAAGUGUAUCAGUACCUCCAGUAAUCCAUGAGACGUUCAAGCUGUACCGUGACAUCAGCAUUUAUAUAAAACCUACACCAUACAGCUAAAAACAAAACACAGCUAUCUCAUUAUUCAGAGGGCUCUUUUUGUAACAUUCCCUCAAUCCUCCUCCAUCUUAAACGGCUAAAUUAACCACAGCAACAAGUUGAUGGCCAUGUCCAGACUGCGAGGCGGGAGUGUAGAAACAAAGAAAGGGGGGGAAAAAGGAAGAAGAUGAAAAUUGACGCAUUCUGCAGCUCACAUUAAAACCAACUACCUAAAUUCGCCCACACUCUCUUUCUCUCUCCUCUCCGGCUCUCCGGCUUUCUCUGCGAGUGUGCACAUGUGUGGGUGGGAAAGGAGUGCGCAGGAGUUGAAAAUGUCAGAACUCACUAAGCCUUACCUUAAAAUAGCCGGUUUUUGCAAAUAGCUGAUAUUUUCCAUGGGCAGUUAUCAAGGAGCCAUAGCUGGAGCCUCUCUGAGAAGGUGGAAAGGAGUAGUGAGAAGAAGAAGAAGAAAAAAAAAAGAAAAAAGUCAGUUGGCAGUGUGUAGAUUAGAGCAAAGAGGAUUAAAUGUUGGUCAUUUAAGACUGUGCUUUCACUUUACUGCAACACAGCUUCCUAAAAGGGGUUCAUCCGCUGACAUUCUUAUCCAAAAUACCUCUCUCUGUGCAACAUGAAAUUGCCUUUCUCGUAUAUUUGAGAAAAUAAAGCACCAACUCGAGUCCUUGGGCAAAUGUCUGCAGUGCACACAGAGUGAAUAAAAAUCAAGUGGGCGCGCAGCAUACAGACAGCCAGCACAGUCAACUAUGCAUUUGUAUAGAAUGCAAAUACUGGCAACACACGGCACACUGGAAAAUACAUCGGUCUGGAAAAUUACUGUGUUUUCCACACACACAUUAUCCCAGCAAUUGGACCGAAAACCAGUAAUGAAAAAGGUGUGCGCAUGUGCUUUUCAUGAACGCUUGCACAUGUGGGACGAAACACAAACCCGAGGGAGAUGCAUUAGCUCUCAGACAACAGAACUUGAUACCUGAAGAACGGGAUGAGGUAUUAUAUGUGUAGGGACCGGGGCCAGACAAGGGCUUAUUUUAACAAUCAUUUAAUAUGCGUCUGCCACCGCAAACCCGGCCACCUUCAAUAAACCACUAGGAGAGCUUUCAGGAAUGUGUAAACUAACAAAGGAUUUGGACUCUCUCAGGGCUGCAGAUUUGCUUUUUCUUUCCCCAAACUGCAUUUUAAUACACAGCACACAGUCUGUAAACAGGGUGAAGCUCUAAACUUCAAACGUGUCAAAUUAGCAUUAUCGAUUCCUGGUGGGUCCAAUUUUACAGCAGCGACAUCUCGAGGCUGAUAAUCAGUCUUGUGUGAAUGAGAGCUGUGUGGAACAGACAUGGCAACGUAACCCGCCGGAUGAACAACAACUUGUUAAUCACACAUUGGAGACUGUGCCGGCAGCGCUGACUGAGUAAAAGGCGAUAUAAAGCUCAAGACUAUGAAGAAAUGUUCAGGGCUGCCAGCUUUAAUAUGAAAUCAUGUGGGUGUAACAUUUAGUUUGAAGCCAUGAAGCGCUUUGUCACCUCACCUGCACAUUUUUAUUAUUUUUUCCUACAUAAAUCUGUACUUACAACAGCACCAUUUGAGAAGAUCAUCUACCUGUGAGAGGGUGAGCCGACUGCCGGCCCGUUUGUGGUAUUUAUUGGGGCUCUCGAACUGGAGGUCCUCCCACCGAAUCCUCCACAGCAUUCCAGCAAGCUCCUUCUCCAGCUUCAGUUUCCUGAAAAGAAGGAAAAAACCAGGUGGUGAACUCAACAAGGACAGCAGCACGGAGAAUAGAUGAAGUGGACUGGGUUGGGGUUGUGGCGUGGGAGUGGGCUGAUGUUUUUACCACAAAAUUGUGACUUUGUGGGUUUGAAUCUGAACUCUGGGUAUGAGGGGGCGUCUAUCUAAUUUCACUGUUUCAUACAAACUAAAUAAAUGAAUAUAAAGCCUUCAGAGGCGAGGUGGUCUGUUGACUCUAUGACAUAUAAAACAACAUGGAUUUAUUUUGGCAAGUCACCUUAAAAAAAGAGUUAACUGCUUCAUUUGUGUAGUUAUGUUUGAUCUCCAUUGGCCCUGGUGGUAUAUCCUGAGAUAGCGGUCUCAGACCUGACUGCAGAAUGCCUCGCGUCCAGCUUUUGCAUAGCAAUGUUGAUUGUACGUGUGUUGAUGCAUGCAAGUGCUUGUGUGUUUGCGUUUUAUUAGAUUUUAACUUCACUGGUCCAUAUGCUCUACUUAUUUAACUUUGGCAAAGUGGAAAAUUACUUUUUAAGGUGGAUUUUUUUUAAAAGUCCUCCUGUACAAAGGGCUCUUUCUUUCAAACACAUGCUGAAACAUGCAACAACAUUACACAGUAAAGACACAUACUGGAAUUUAGUGAAACAGAUUUUAAAUCAGUAACUAAAAAGCCAACAUCAACAUUACUUUCUGACCCUUUUAAACAGCCUUAUAUGUGACUAGAAAUGACGAGUAGAUUGAGUGUCGUGCUGAGAAUGCGCUAAACUUAUCAAAUUACGGCUCUUCUAUCUUCCUGUGUGGACUGGACUUGAGUUCAAACUCUACAGAAAGCCUAAUUUCUUCUGCUUUAACUAAAGGUACACAAUGGAGACUGAUGACUCACAGGUCUUUUCUUCUGUGAAAAACAAUGAUAACCACGAUGAAGAUUAGAAUCCACUUCAAUUCUUACUCCCACGCUCUUUAUUUUUAACAAACUCACUGAGAGUGGACUCAGAUGUUCUAGCCUUAUCUUAGUACUAACACUGGUACAAAAAUAACCAUAAAAACAAUGGUUCCUUAAAACUAAAAUAAUGAAUGUAAGUGAACCAGUAAGUACGUGUUGGUGAUUAAAUAGUUAAUGUCUUAAAUGUCUUAUGGUCGUCAUUGAAUUUUAAUCAUUGUUUCAUUUCAGAUAAAAUGGUCAUUAUCAGGUGUGUGUCUGUGUCUGUCUGAAGAGUGUUUGUAUUCUGAGGGCUGCACACAUGAUUUAGUGUUUUGCAGCUUUGUAUGCAACUUUUGUGUUUAAAGAUAAAAAUCUGCCUCGUCUGGCUCUGUGUAUUAAGAGUUUUGCAGAUUGAAAUCCUGCUGUGAAAACUGAGCCAAAGCAACUGUAAUACAAUGUAACAAACAGUAAAGAUACAUGUUUAACAACUGUUUAUGAACAAAAUGUAUGUUUUUAUACUAAUAAAUGUUAUGUUAUUUUAAA
Molecule: messenger RNA, 7867 nt
Organism: Dicentrarchus labrax (European seabass)
Lineage: Eukaryota; Metazoa; Chordata; Actinopteri; Moronidae
Gene: spag8
Product: sperm associated antigen 8
Exons: 7
Coding region: 116-676 (186 amino acids)
Biological process (GO): positive regulation of transcription by RNA polymerase II
Cellular component (GO): cytoplasm; nucleus
Molecular function (GO): microtubule binding
Source: RefSeq, a predicted model, not a curated record